Messenger RNA from Diatraea saccharalis (sugarcane borer), 1149 nucleotides. The record is from the annotation of a GenBank genome assembly. Lineage: Eukaryota; Metazoa; Arthropoda; Insecta; Lepidoptera; Crambidae.
AUGGUAAUCAUCCACCAGCUGGAGUUAGACGAGACGAGCAUUGGUUUGGAACCGAACCCGGAGACGUUGGCUAAGGCACUGGCACUUGUGUCGGACCACGUGGACCUGCUGCUGGAAGACUGGUACCCAUCGCUUGGAACACGAUUUGUACACACAUCAGAGGGGCGAUGUCUCAUUACGCGGCUUGUGCCGUGCCCGCUGUGUUUACGCGACGCCGAAAACGCCGAAAAUGUUGACAACGCCGACAAUAUUCACCACGCCAGAAAUGUAGACCAUGCUGGAAAUGUCGAUCACGCCGAACACGUAGAGCACGCCGAGCAGGCGCUCGCUCUCGAGUUGGAUGGUGGCAUUCGCCGUUUGUCGGAGGAGUCUCGUGCUUCAGACCGGGAUAGUGGCGUCGGAGCAGAAUCCAACGCAUCGUCUCGAAUGGGUUCUGUGGAGGGUCGCGUGGAUAUGGUAGCGGGGGGUGGGGGGGCGAACGGGUCUGGGGGCACGUUAUGUUGCGCGUGGGCAUUGGAAGAGUGCAUACUAUGCGCGUGCACUGGCACCGCGCCCUUAUUACUGGACGUCGAAGAAGAUAAGCGUGCCCGUUGGGAGGACAUAACUCGUACGUGUGUCGCGGGGCGGGGGGCGUUCGGUACUGUGUUGGCAGGGGUGUGGCGGCGCGGGGGGAGGGGAGAACAGAUACCGGUCGCUGUGAAGGCGUUACAACCGGUACCACCGCCGCCCGCUAGCGAUAUUAGUCAGCAUCAGGCUUACAAGGGUGCGUUGGACGGUGUCUUGCGUCAGUACCGUGGUUGCGGCGCACGCGUCAGUGAACGUGUUGUACGAGCGCUCGCACUUCAACUUGCCAAAGCACUAGAAUAUCUGCACGCCGCGCGCGUACUGUACAGAGAUCUCAAGGUUAGUAUCAGUCGAAUGGCGCCGCCGUCCGGCACAAAAGGAUUCGGUGGCACCGAGGGGUUUAUGGCGCCAGAGAUAAUGAGGUACAACGGCGAGGAGGAGUAUAAUGAGAAGGUGGAUUGUUUCUCUUACGGGAUGGUGUUAUACGAGAUGAUAUCUUUGCGGCAACCGUUUGAAGGCCACGAAGCUGUUAAGGAGGCUGUAUUAGAAGGCGCAAGGCCAGCACUCACCAACAGGGUACGGUAG